UUCCCACUUCUUUUUAAUGGCGGAUUCAAAACCCUAACCCUAAAAAGGUAACGAAAAACCCCCAGAACCCUAACAUCUCCCCGAUGGAGGAAGAUGAUCCCUCCUCAACCUUAGCCCACAAAGCCCAGCACCUCCAAACCCUAAUCUCCCCUCUCUCAUCAUCAACCUCGAAGCUCUCGGGCAAGUCGAGGACCAUACCGUCCAACAAAGAUUUUCAUUUCUAUAACAGUUUUCGCGAAUUCAAGCUCCCCAAUAGAGAAAUCUCAGCAAAGGUUCAAUCUUCUCUUGAUUCUCUGUCCUCUUCUUCGAAUCUAUUCGGCGAGAAAAAGCAGCCGCCGUUACCCGACGAUCUCGACGAUUCCUACGACUGGCUGGUGAAUCUCAACGAUGAUUUUAUUGAGAAGUUUAAUAUUUCUCUUGACGAAUUUAAGCGGCAGAGGGAGAAGGAAGAGGGAAAGGUGGGUAACUUAGGGCUGGAAGAAGGUGGGUUUCAGUUGGUUAAUAGAAAUAAGAAGAAAAAGGGGAAUUUGAUGGAUGAAUUUGGGAAACAUGAGAGCUUGGGAUCUUCGUCUGGGAUUAAGGUUGGUUUGAAGGACAGAAAGGCAGUGGGUGGGAAAUCGAAGGUGCCAUUUCAUAUACCAACGAUUAGGCGGCCGCAGGAUGAGUUCAAUAUAUUGGUGAACAAUGUCAAUAAGCCCUUUGAGCAUGUUUGGUUGGAGAGAAGCGAGGACGGGAACCGCGUUAUUCAUCCAUUGGAGAGAUUAUCUGUGGAGGACUUUAUUGAUAGAAGUAUUGAGGAGGUUGAGAUAGCUAAACCACUUCCUUUGGAUAGCACUCCAUUUGUGCUUGUGGAUGGGUUGAAAGAAUUAAAGGAGCUCGCUGCCAAGUUGCGAAAUGUGAAUGAAUUUGCGGUUGACUUGGAGCACAAUCAGUACAGAUCGUUUCAAGGACUAACUUGUCUGAUGCAAAUUUCAACAAGAGCAGAGGACUUCAUAAUUGACACCCUCAAGUUGCGUGUACAUGUUGGUCCAUACUUGAGAGAAGUUUUUAAAGAUCCUUCCAAGAGAAAGGUAAUGCAUGGGGCAGAUCGCGACGUAGAGUGGCUUCAACGAGACUUUGGCAUAUAUAUCUGUAAUCUUUUUGACACAGGGCAGGCAUCAAGGGUGUUGCAAUUAGAAAGAAACAGUCUCGAGUAUCUUUUGCAUCACUUUUGUGGAGUAAAUGCAAAUAAAGAAUAUCAGAAUGCAGAUUGGAGACUGCGUCCAUUGCCUGAUGAAAUGAUCAAGUAUGGGAGGGAAGAUACACACUAUUUAUUAUAUGUAUAUGAUUUAAUGAGGCACAGACUGAUAUCAGCAUCCACAGAUGAAGAUGACCUUCUCUUAGAGGUCUAUAAGCGCAGUUAUGAUCUAUGUCUUCAUCUCUAUCAGAAAGAGAUACUGACAGAUAACUCAUUUCUCUAUAUAUAUGGGUUACAGGAAGCUGAUUUUAACCCGAAGCAGCUCUCUAUUGCUUCAGCGUUACAUGCGUGGCGAGACAAAGUUGCUCGUGAGGAAGAUGAAAGUACUGGAUAUGUAUUGCCUAACAAAGCACUACUUGAGAUUGCAAGGGAGAUGCCUAUUUCUACGAGUAAGCUACGCCGACUGGUGAAGUCCAAGCAUUCUGUUGUGGAGCGCAACCUGAGUACUGUCACUACUCUAAUUAAAAAUGCAAUUGAAAAGUCUUCUGGCUUUGAGAGCAUUGCUGAAGAACUGAAGAACACACGUUUGGAACCAAACAGACAAAAAAUGGCUGAAGGUGGUACGGACAUUGAAAUGUUGGCUGGUACAGAGGAUCCUGUGGAUUCUACAGUUUCUCAUACAAAAGAUCCUGAUGUUACUGGGAAUAUUAAAAUUAUUCAAGCUUCUGUGGAUGCUAUGGACGAGGGUGCAAAACCUACAGAUGCUGAAAAGUUAUGGGGUAUUUCAGAUGGAAAACCUCAAGAAAAAGGGGAUGUGCAUUCCAUCUCAACGCCUAACAUUGACCGUCCAUCUAAAAUAUGUGAUACACUUGGAACCAAUGAAGGAAAGAUGGAGUAUGAUAACACUGGCCUCUCACAACCAAAGAAGAUGGCUAGUAUCGGCUCGGUUCAAAUAUUGAAAAAACAGACUAGUGGUUUUGGAGCAUUGUUGGGCAAUUCGGCAUCUAGAAAAAAAUUGAACCCUGUUAUAAGGGGUAUUCGUGAGCAGGACAAGAAUGUGAACAAGGUAGAGCAGAUCAAGUCCUCAGUGGUCCUCCCCUUCCAUUCAUUUUCUGGCAGCGACAAGAUUUCAGAGCCGAGCCCUUCAGAGACAAUCAAACAAACUGAUCCAGCAGCUCGACAGCAACAAAAUUCCAAUCAGCCAUCUCCUAUCACCCAAUUGGAAGAAAUAAUUCAAUUAGAGAACAACAAUGAUUCUGAUGAAGAAAUCCUAACUACUGAUCAAGAAACUACAGAAGCAGUGGAGAAGCCCAUUUCACUAUCAGAUCUUUCCUCCAGUUUCCAGCAGUGUUUUCAAUCAAUAAGUGAAAAGAACAGGAGACCAUCUCAAGAAAAUGAGGUAAGGAUUCAGGUGAAGCCUUUUGACUAUGCUGCUGCUAGGAGAAAUAUCGAAUUUGGGGGAGUUGAAGAACAUUUUAAGGAUGCUGAACUUGAUAAUAAUCCCUCAGAGUCCACAGAGAAACGAAAAGGAUCUGAUAAGGGACGAUCUAGUGGAGAAGAGAGAGUGAGAGGACUGCGUCGUCAGGCUUUUCCUGCAUCAGGUAAUAGAAGCACAAGUUACAAAUGAAGCGUUUUCUGGUGUACGCUUCUCCAUAUUUUUGGCUGUUGUAAAAUUAAGUUUAGAGGAAAACUAACUCAGUGUGAAUCUCAGAGAAAGCAGCAGUCUGCAUCGGAUAGUAUAUGUUGCAAUGACAAAAAUCUAAGCCGCGAGAACUUUUUUUUACCUGGUGAAUGCAGGGAGUAUAUAGUUGGAUUUUACUUUAAAAAGCUUUUAAUGUUAGUUGCUCUCUGCAAUACUUGAUUAUAUAUUCUCAAUUUUGUUUUAUUUA
Asparagus officinalis (garden asparagus) is the source of this 3066-nucleotide messenger RNA. RefSeq names its product protein RRP6-like 2. Gene Ontology annotation, cellular component: nucleolus; nuclear exosome (RNase complex). Gene Ontology annotation, biological process: nuclear polyadenylation-dependent snoRNA catabolic process; poly(A)-dependent snoRNA 3'-end processing; nuclear polyadenylation-dependent rRNA catabolic process. The record is from RefSeq and is a predicted model, not a curated record. Gene Ontology annotation, molecular function: nucleic acid binding; nucleotide binding; 3'-5'-RNA exonuclease activity. Lineage: Eukaryota; Viridiplantae; Streptophyta; Magnoliopsida; Asparagales; Asparagaceae. The transcript is spliced from 14 exons. Bases 84 to 2804 code for a protein of 906 amino acids.